CCCCUGCCGCCCCUGCGCCCCCCGGCCCGGGCUGGCGGCGCGGCGGGGGCGGCAGCAUGGUGGAGAAGCGCAGCCCGCUGCAGAGGGACGGCGUGUACCGCUGGUUCGCCGAGCUGCCGUCGCCGCAGCGCGUGGAGUUCCUGUGCGGCCUGCUGGACCUGUGCAUCCCGCUCGAGCUGCGCUUCCUCGGCUCGUGCCUGGAGGACCUGGCGCGCAAGGACUACCACUCGCUGCGCGACUCGGAGAUCAAGGCCAACAACCCGGCCGACCUGGGCAGCCUCACCAACCUGACGGACGAGGUGGUGCGCAGCAAGCUGCUCGUGUCGCUGGCGCUGCUGGGCUCGGAGCAGCGCGAGGCGGCGGGCGUGCUCUACCGCACGCUCACGCACAUCGACUCGAUCAUCCACAACUACGGGCUGCAGCUCAACGAGGGCCGCACGGGCGAUGAGUUCCUGCUGCUCUUCACCAUGGCCUCCAACCACCCCGCCUUCAGCUUCCACCAGAAGCAGGUGCUGCGCCAGGAGCUCACGCAGAUCCAGAGCAGCCUCAGCGGCGGCGGCGGCCCCGGGGGCAAGAGCGCGCCCGGCGGCGGCCUGCCCACCUGCCCGGCCUGCCACAAGAUCACUCCGAGAACGGAGACUCCUGUCAACAGCGUCAGUAAUAGUUUGGAAAAUGCACUGCGUACAUCAGCACAUUCCAUUGAGGAGUCGCUACCCAAGAGGCCUUUAGGAAAACACUGCAAAGUGAGUGUUGAAAAGAUAGACCUGAAGGGAUUAUCACACAAAAAAAAUGAAAGAAAUGUUGAAUGUUCCUUUGAGGUCUUCUGGUCUGAUUCUUCAGUAACGUCAGUAACCAGAUCUUCGUCUGAAGUGACUGAAUUUAUUUCAAAGUUGUCUCAGCUGUACCCUGAGGAAAAUUUGGAGAAAUUCAUUCCUUGCUUAGCUGGCCCAGAUCCCUUCUACGUGGAGCGAAACCACCUGGACCUGGAAGCCGACCUUAGGUAUUUGGCUUCAUUACCUUCACACUUAUUAAAAAAUGACCAUGUUAAGAAAUUUUUCAGCACUUCAUCUCCCACCCAACAGCUUCAAAGUCCAAGUCCUGGCAACCCGUCCCUCUCCAAGGCAGGUUCCAUGAUGGGUGUGUCUGGAAGGCCUGUGUGUGGAGUGGCCGGCAUCCCGUCCUCCCAGGGCAGCACUCAGCACCACCUCCCGCACACCACCGGCACCGCCACCGCCUUGCCCCACUGCUCCCACUCAGGGGGCACGGGCUCGCCGCUAGCCUUCCGGACCCAGAUGGACACCUCGCCCGCCAUACUCAUGUCUUCCGGCCUGCAGGCCCCUCAGACCCAGGAACAAAAUGGGAUUUUAGAUUGGCUCAGGAAAUUGCGUUUGCACAAGUAUUAUCCCGUCUUCAAACAGCUCACAAUGGAGAAGUUUUUGAGCCUUACGGAAGAAGAUCUAAAUAAAUUUGAAUCCCUCACAAUGGGAGCAAAGAAAAAACUCAAGACUCAACUGGAGCUGGAAAAGGAGAAGUCCGAGAAGCGGUGCCUGAACCCCCCGGCCCCGUCCGCAGUCACCGGCACUGGGGUGGCUCGAGUGCCCCCCACCAGCCAUGUGGGGCCCCUGCAGGCCGUGCGGGGCAGCCACACUGCAGAGCUGCGGGUGGAAGUGGAGCAGCCGGCUCAGCAGAUGCCCCGGGAAGGCAGCUCCUCGGCGUCCUCGAGCUCUUCCUCCAGCCCGAUGGGGGUGCAGGCCCGAGAAGAGAGCUCCGACAGCGCCGAGGAGAGCGACAGACGUGUGGAGACGCAGGUGCGCGCUGCCGCCGAUAAGGAGAAGCCCGUGGUGUUACUGACCCACUUUCCCUCAAGCUCCAUGCGGCCCACGGCCCAGGUGCUGCCCGUGCAGAACGAGGCGGGCUCCGCGCUGCCCGGGCACCACCCCCCACCCCCCCAGGCAGCCGCGUCCCAUGUGGCACCCAUUCGGAUGCUGAGCUCGGCACACAAGUCGGACAGGGGAAGUGCAGACGUGAAGCUUCUCUCGUCGUCUAUGCACUCGCUUUUGUCUCUGGAAGAGAGGAGUAAGGUUUCUGGACCAAGAAGCAGCAUAAAAGUGGACAAGAGCUUCGGGAGCCCCAGGGCGGAUGUGCUGCCGACUCCCGCCGCCCACCAGCCCUUGCAGGUCCUCGCUGGAGUCCCCGAGAGCAGCGCCGUGGCGCCCACCGUUUCCUUCGGUCCGCGGGCCAAGGUCGUCCACGCGGCCACGCUGGACAGGGUGAUGAAAGCCAGCCAGCAGCCCGCGCUGGCUGGGGAGGGCAGCACGGCGGCCGCCGGCGCGGCGAGCACCGUCUUCCAUGUGGCUCGCCCGCCCAUCAAACUGCUCGUCUCGUCCUCGGUUCCUGCUGAUGCUGCCAUUUCCGGGCAAACCUCCUGUUCUAACAACGUGCAGAUCAGCGUGCCCCCCGCAAUAAUCAGUCCCCGGACUGCUCUGUACACAGCCAACACCAAAGUUGCCUUCUCUGCGGUGGGCAGUGUGCCCGUGGGCCCUGUGCAGGGCAGCUUCUGCGCCAGCAGCAGCUCUGUCUCCUCCAGCAGCCACCCGUCCACGUCGCUGGCCAGCGGGACCAGCUGCCCGGCCCCCAGUUCCAGCCCCACGCUCCCCUCUGUCCCUGAGAACACUUUCUACAGCGGCAGUGGCAGCAGCUCCACAGGAAACGUUCCUGCUUCCAGCCAGAACCACCACCACCACCACCACCACCAUCAGCAGCCCCCAGCGCCCCAGCAGCCGGCCGCACCGCCGCCCGGCUGCAUCGUCUGCACCUCCUGCGGCUGCAGCGGGAGCUGCGGCUCCAGCGGCCUGACCGUCAGCUACGCCAGCUACUUCCAGCACCCGUUCUCAGGGCCGUCGGUCUUCACCUUCCCCUUCCUGCCCUUCAGCCCCAUGUGCAGCAGCGGCUAUGGCGGCCCCCAGCAGUAUGGUGGCACCGCCUUCCCGCUCGUCCACGCCCCCUACGGCAGCAGCCUGACCGCGGACUCGGUGCUGGGCGGCCAGUCCACGUUUGCCAUCCCGCCCAUGCAGAGCUUCAUGGCGGGUGCCGCGGGGGUGUACCAGGCCCAGGGCCUUGUGGGGAGCAGCAGUGGCUCGGGCCACAAGAAGAGCGGGAACCUCUCCUGCUACAACUGUGGGGCUGCCGGCCACCGCGCUCAGGACUGCAAGCAGCCGUCCAUGGACUUCAACCGCCAAGGUACUUUUAGGUUGAAAUAUGCCCCUCCAGCUGAAAGUCUGGACUCCACAGAUUGAUAUUUUUCUCUGGCAACAGAACAUUAUUAAGCCAUGGAGAAGAGACCUAAGGAAAAUUAAACACAAAACUGAGAAGUGUACUUACUGUUGAGCUUAAUAUUUUUAAUCCAAAGGUGCUUUACUUUACUAGACUGGAUAGAAAAUCUAGCUUAGGAUGCAUCCAACUCAGUUUUAUUGCCAAAACCCUGGUUUGGAGCUUGAUGUCAGGACAUGCCUCGUGGCUGCCCCGUGCCUGGUGGGUUUGCCAGCCUCUGGCCUCGGCCCCUGAGCAGCGUUGCCACGUCGGCCCCUCUGGCAGCCAGGACCCCAGAGCAGCACGUGUGAUCGGAGUCGAGAGCCAAAGGUUGACGUUUUCCAAGUGGAGCCCCCAGUCGGACUCUUGACACCCCAGGUGAGGUAAAAGUCUCCUUUUCUUUUUUCCCUAAAGUGAUGAGGCACUAAAUCUCUGGGAUUUUUAAGGAUUGCACUACAGAAGAAUGUAAAAUGACGUAAAUCUCUGCAGUACUGGGGGACAAAACUCCUUUGUGACCCGGUCAGUGCCAGAGACUCCCGUGUCCGCAAGUCAGGAGCGGGCGCCAGCAGGCCCGUGGCUCGGCUCGUCACCCACAGAGAAGUCGGUUUUGGGAUCUCCUUCCCUCCUUGACACACUUGUAGCAGCUUCAGGUUUUUAGUUGUUUUUUUGAGAAUAAAUUUAAACUCUCACGCAGAAAUAGUUGACUCUCAACAGCUUCAUUUCUAAGGGUCCAAGUCCCAGAGAAUCCACACGGCCGGCUGAGAUGCCCCUCCGUCCUCCAGCACAGACUCUCCCGAGAGCCCAGACCGCGCGACGGGGGCUUGGCACUGAUGGAUGCCACACACAGUUGGCAGACUUUGCAAGUUGCAAGUUGUUUUUGUAACAUGGACUCGUACCCCCCAGGCUCACUGUUAAAGGAUUCAAACUUGAGACAGACAUUUCAGUAAUAAUCCUAUAAUUGAUAAGCAAAAAUUCAAAAAAUUUUCCUCUGAACUUCUCUUGUACUAGACUGUGUAUUACUAGCUAGUUCCGUUAAAAUUGCCUGGAAAACUCCAGUAGAAAGUGGUAAGACUUUGAAAGAGACCACACAAACAAAAUAGAUCUCACGUAUUUGUAGAAGUCUAGUUUCAUUAAAGUAGGAAAUAAAAGUCCUCUCAAGUGGUCUCUAAAUUUCAACCCAUUGUAACGAAAGCUUUUUGGUCUGAAAUUUAGGGACUUAAAUCUUAUAAGGUUAAAGGGAAUUUUCUGCUAAAGUGCUAAAGCCUUCAAUAUUAAAAUAUGGAUCGGUAAGUUUUUGCCAGGGAUUUUCCAGUUGAAUAAGUAAAAAACAAAUCACAAUCCUCAGACCGCUCUUAAAAUGGGACAAUCAGCCUCAUGCAAAAUUAAUGUGAAUCAAAAGAAUACGCCCUAGAAUUUCAAGCAUUGUGACGUGAGGCUUCAAAUUUUGAGAUCAGUUUCCUGGCUUCAUGGAAACUAAAGCAGUAAGUUAUUACAUUUUUUUAUGAAAGGCUUUUAGUAGAGUUCUUUAGAGUUUUAUUUUACUAGAGUUUUAUUUCUAUGCAAUCCAGAAUCAACAGGCUUCUGUGUUCUGGUCCCUGUUCACGGCGCACAGUAUUACGUACAGUUUUGCAGUAAUGGUGAUGCUACAGCAGCUGUUUGGGGGAAUGUUAACGUUGCUUUCCUUAAAAAUUGUAACAACUACAAAAUGUCUACAUGAGAGCUGACCCAGCUUUGCCUUACGGAGCACUAGACUGGCCCUUGGCGUGCCCGGUCAGAGAGGACAGGGGUGUUCAAUGCUGUUUACGGUUUUAAUAUUCCCAAAGGCCACUAUGGUGGCCUGGAAAUGUGCUGAAAGCCAAACUUUUAAAAAUUUUUUGGUUUUUUAAAACAAAGAAAUGUUUUAAAUAAAUCCUAUUUCAACACAGUGACAUUGUAGGAAACUGUCUCAUCAUCCACAAAAAAAGCAUAUUGUUUUUUUGUUUCAGUGGUCAGUGUUGGGGAGUGAAAGUGUCUCUUGUUCCCCUUUAAAUGCUUUGGUAGAUGUUAGAUGUUAACCUUAAAUACAACAAGAAUCUUAAAGUGUUGUGCAUUGGGGUGACCGGUUUCGGACAGUGCUGUGGGGGCAGCCCCCCGAGGGGAGCCGUCCUGAGUGCCCACACCCCCCCACACACCGAGGCAUCUGCCAGCAGUAUUGUCUGAGGAGUUUCUCUCUAAAAACAACCGAAGUCGAUGAGCCACAGAGCGUCCUGCGUUUCAGCAGAGGCGUCUGUCGGCCAGCUGAACACACAGGCGUCACCGGCCCUGCUGGGUCCGCGGUGUCUCCUGACACCGGGUCCCUGCCUGCUGCCUGUCUCACUGUCAUCUGUCUCCAGGAACGGGGGAAGUAGAAUGUACAGCCAGUAGAAUAAAUUGUUGGGGUAAGACAAAUAUUUAAUCUUUUAUUUUUAAGGAAAACACUCAAUUUUCUACCUUACUUUCUAAUGACUAGUAAUACAGAAAAUUGGGACAUUUCAACAUUCAGAAACUCCUGGUUGCUGAAGAGCACUGAGGAAAUGGGGAUUAGCACUUACAGUAAAAAUAACAAAGACAAAAACUUGUCUCGGAAGCUUAGAUGUGAUUGGUAUUUAAAAAGCCAGCAUUGUCUAUCAUUUCCAAAGGAUCAAGCAGUCAGCUUAUUGAUGUGGUAGUUCACAGGCUCAGUCUCUCAGUCCCCUGCCUGGAGUUCUAGGUCAGCUUGCACUGCAAACCCAGUCCUGUUGCCCAGCUGCGGCGCUGCCGCCCCUUCCUGGCAUCCUGUGGGGCCUGGGAGCUGGGGGUACCCUCCUCACUCCGUCACCGCCUCGUCCCUCACUUUAGGCCUUGCUAGUUAACAGGCUGACAGCUGGCGGCAUGGCACGUCGGGGUGCCUUCGGGGUUUAAGGAAGCCGUCUCCUCCCCUCACCCACAACCCCAGGAAGCGGUCCUGCGGGACCAGCACGGGGGUAGGCCUUCAUCUCCACAGCACCCAGAGUCACAAGUCCCACGGGUCUGAGGAAAGUGAGCUUCUUUAAGUAACACUUGCAAUAUUCUAGAAAACUACAUACUGUGCUGGUUGAGGCCGAAGGUCAGCGUUCCCGUUACACUGUUGACCGAGGGGGAGCAAAGGUCACCUGUCCCCAGCCACAACUUCACGUGCUGUGGUCAGCCCUCGCCACGUGUUUCUUAAAAGAACGUGUAAGUUCUUACACGCACAAAAAGGAUAAGGCUUUGGUACUGAAACCGGAAACAAACCUUGUGUACUUAAGAAUCUUCACAGCUUCUAUUGGACAUAUUUUCUUUUUAGGAAUGAAGGAAAAUUCUCCCAUUUUUGAGCCAUUCUUUUAUGUCAAUUCUACAAAACUGCAUGUACCUUUAUAAAUAUUUUUAAAAGAUAUAGUUUUGUAAAUAUUUAAUAUUCUGCUAAUUUGAUUUUGAAUUGUAAAUGUCAAGUAUUCUGUUUUUGGGGUUUUUAUGUUUUAUUAUACUUUGUUAAAAAGGAAAAAAAUUGUACAUUUUUAGAAUGUUUUUAUGGGUAAAUUUAAUGUACUGAAAAUAAAAAUUUAAA
Messenger RNA from Choloepus didactylus (southern two-toed sloth), 6892 nucleotides. It is a transcript of the gene ZCCHC14, whose product is annotated as zinc finger CCHC-type containing 14. The record is from RefSeq and is a predicted model, not a curated record. Gene Ontology annotation, molecular function: phosphatidylinositol binding; zinc ion binding; nucleic acid binding. The coding region runs from base 57 to 3296 and encodes 1079 amino acids. Lineage: Eukaryota; Metazoa; Chordata; Mammalia; Pilosa; Megalonychidae. The transcript is spliced from 13 exons.